Messenger RNA from Phytophthora sojae, 924 nucleotides. RefSeq lists its product as hypothetical. Bases 4 to 924 code for a protein of 306 amino acids. Gene Ontology annotation, cellular component: Golgi apparatus; endoplasmic reticulum. The transcript has 2 exons. NCBI's taxonomy places the organism in Eukaryota, Oomycota, Peronosporomycetes, Peronosporales, Peronosporaceae. The record is from RefSeq and is a predicted model, not a curated record. Gene Ontology annotation, biological process: protein targeting to membrane; peptidyl-L-cysteine S-palmitoylation. Gene Ontology annotation, molecular function: protein-cysteine S-palmitoyltransferase activity.
UCCAUGGAGCAGUCUCCGCGCAGCAGCAGCAGCGGCGGCGGCGGCGCCAGCGACGCGCCCAGCAGCGUGCUGGGCCACCAGCGGCAGAACGGCUUCGAGCGGCCGUUCUCGCGCGACCAGGUGAUCUCGUGGCUCGGCCACUCGCUCUCGGCGCUGAGCUUCUUCGUGGGGGCCGCCGGCGUCUUCCUGUGCACGGGCGAGGGCGCCGUCGAGGAGGCGAAUACCAACAGCACAGUCACCACAAUGACCAUUGUGGCGGUGGCGGUGCACACCGUGAACUCGACGAUCCUGUUGGCGUCCUGGAGGUCCUGCGAGUCGAUCGACCCGGCGGCGCCCGUGGAGGACUCGCUGCCCAACGGCUGGUGCGGCGUGCGGCUCGACGGCCCGCGGUGGGAGAAGACGCGCUACUGCGCGCUGUGUCGGAAGGCCGUGCCGGGGCUGGACCACCACUGCACGUGGCUGCAGACGUGCAUCGGCAAGGCCAACUACGCGCAGUUCUUCACGGUGGCCUGUACCGGUACGCUGCAGUUCGUGCUGCAGGUGGCGUACGCCGCGCUGUGUCUGCUGUGGCUGCACCACAACCCGCUGGACGACGCAGGCGCGUUCCAGUACGUGGUGGAAGGCUGCUUGAUCGCGUGCCUCGCCAUCUCGGUGCCGUGCAUGUUCAUGUACUUCGUGCUGCUCGGGUUCCACCUGUGGCUCAUGGUGCUGGGCUACGGCACGUACGAGUGGAUGCUGCGGCGACGCAAGGAGCAACGGGCCAAGCUGGAGGCCAAGAAGAAGAAGAAAAACAUGGGCGGCUCAGAGGAGGUCAGCUCCACCAGCACGCACGAGUCCGUGUCAAUAGAGUGCAGCAGCCACACAGUAGUCAAGGUGGAGGACGUGAACCCUGAAGAGCGCGAGCGAGAGCUCACGGUGCUGUAG